AUGUCUGGACGCGGAAAAGGAGGAAAAGUGAAGGGAAAGACGAAGACUCGUUCCAAUCGUGCUGGACUCCAGUUUCCCGUGGGACGUAUCCAUCGUCUCCUGCGAAAGGGAAAUUACGCUGAGAGAGUCGGUGCUGGAGCUCCUGUUUACUUGGCUGCCGUCAUGGAAUAUCUGGCUGCUGAAGUUCUUGAGUUGGCCGGCAAUGCUGCCCGUGACAACAAGAAGACCAGGAUCAUUCCACGUCAUCUUCAAUUGGCCAUCCGCAAUGACGAGGAAUUGAACAAAUUGCUGUCCGGAGUCACAAUUGCCCAAGGCGGUUUUCUGCCCAACAUCCAGGCAGUUCUCCUGUCCAAGAAAACCGAGAAGAAGACAUAA
Phlebotomus papatasi is the source of this 375-nucleotide messenger RNA. Its product is annotated as histone H2A-like. Gene Ontology annotation, cellular component: nucleosome. The record is from RefSeq and is a predicted model, not a curated record. The coding region runs from base 1 to 375 and encodes 124 amino acids. NCBI's taxonomy places the organism in Eukaryota, Metazoa, Arthropoda, Insecta, Diptera, Psychodidae. The transcript has a single exon. Gene Ontology annotation, molecular function: protein heterodimerization activity; DNA binding; structural constituent of chromatin.